AUGCCAUACCUAACCAACGCAUUCAAUGAGCUAGGCCUCCUAACAAUGUGGCACUCCACAUUGGAUGUCAAACUCCUCUGCGCUCAACGUUUCGUCCGACUAUUCGCAUACGGCGGCUCAACACUCAUCCUUGCGUCAUACCUAUCCGCCAUUGGCAUCUCGGAUGAUCGCAUUGGAUUAUUUAUGACGUUGACGCUGGUCGGCGAUGUGGUGAUUAGCUUCUUCCUCACGCUAUUUGCCGAUGCGAUGGGCCGCAAGGCGGUGUUGUCGCUUGGAUCGGCGUUGAUGGUUGGGAGUGGGCUGGUUUUUGGGUUCUUUGGGAAUUAUUGGGCUCUUUUGGCUGCGGCGGUUUUUGGUGUUAUUAGUCCGAGUGGGAAUGAAAUUGGUCCUUUCCGCGCUGUGGAGGAAUCGACUUUGGCGCAUCUUACGCCUCAUGAGUUGCUUAGUGAUGUUUUUGCUUGGUAUUCGCUUAUUGGGACUGCUGGUUCGGCGUUGGGUAUGCUGGUCUGUGGCUGGAUUAUCAAUUCUUUGGAGUCCAUUCACGGGUGGGAGUUCAUUCGUUCGUCUCGGAUUAUCUUCUCCGUCUAUGCCGGUGUUGGUAUCGUCAAGUUGAUUCUUACUCUGAGUUUGAGUGGCAAGGUCGAGGUUCAGAAGGAGGAGACUCUGGAGAAUGGUGAAACUCGUGCACUGCUGGAUCCAAACCCAGAACAGGAACAGGAGGCACCCAAGAAGAAGGGCUUGUUUGCAUCUAUUGAAAAGGGUCUGUGGUCGCUCGUUAUUCGACUGUUCAUCUUGUUCGGUUUAGACGCGUUCGCCUCUGGACUGGCUUCUCUAUCUUGGGUGACAUACUUCUUCAAGCGCAAGUUCUCCCUCCCCGAGGGUGAACUGGGAACGAUCUUCUUCACCACGAACAUCAUCUCCGCAGCCUCCAUGCUGGUCGCAUCAUCUCUCGCCAAGCGCAUUGGAAAUGUCAAGACCAUGGUCUUCACUCACCUCCCCUCAGCCGUCUGCCUGGCCCUGAUAUCCGUCCCAUCCAGCCUCCCAUUGGCCCUAACUUUCCUCGUCCUACGAGCUAGCUCCCAGAGCAUGGACGUAGCACCCCGCUCCGCAUUCCUAGCGGCAGCCCUACCAGCAAACAAGCGCACAGCCAUUAUGGGAGCCGUUAACGUUGUCAAGACAACCAGUCAAAGUAUGGGACCCCUGCUAACAGGUAUCUUGGCACGCAACGGCUUCUUCGGUGUCUCCUUCAUGAUCGCCGGAUGCUUGAAGGUCGUCUACGACCUGGGCAUGUUGGCCAGCUUCGCUGGCAAGGAAGCACCUCGCAAGCGGACUGCGCAAGAAGCCGACGAAGAGAAUUAA
This is a messenger RNA of Penicillium argentinense, 1359 nucleotides long. RefSeq names its product putative MFS transporter. Gene Ontology annotation, molecular function: transmembrane transporter activity. The record is from RefSeq and is a predicted model, not a curated record. Gene Ontology annotation, cellular component: fungal-type vacuole membrane. NCBI's taxonomy places the organism in Eukaryota, Fungi, Ascomycota, Eurotiomycetes, Eurotiales, Aspergillaceae. The transcript is spliced from 4 exons. Gene Ontology annotation, biological process: transmembrane transport. Bases 1 to 1359 code for a protein of 452 amino acids.